Messenger RNA from Sodiomyces alkalinus F11, 615 nucleotides. Its product is annotated as translocation protein sec72. Gene Ontology annotation, molecular function: protein binding. NCBI's taxonomy places the organism in Eukaryota, Fungi, Ascomycota, Sordariomycetes, Glomerellales, Plectosphaerellaceae. The transcript has a single exon. The record is from RefSeq and is a predicted model, not a curated record. Bases 1 to 615 code for a protein of 204 amino acids.
AUGUCCUCCCUAACGCACUUCGACCUCCUCCCCCUCCAAAUCGACCCCCAGUCGAAAGCCAUCUCGGCAACCACACCCUCGCGUGCCCUGGAAGCCGAGCUCGCCAACCUCAACAGCCUCCACCGCGCCCUCCUCUCCUUGGAAACCCCGCACGGCAUCCCCCCUCCCCCGGUGCCGGUGAACCCGAAACGCAGCGCCAACGUGGCCAAGCUGCGCGACAGCGGCAACGGCGAGUUCCGCAAGAGCCGCUUCCCGGAGGCCAUCAAUUUCUACACCCUCGGCCUCAAGAUGGCUCUGCAGCGGCCGCAGUGGGAGCCCAACCAGCUCAUCCGCGAGGAGGUUGCCAGCCUGUACGCCAACCGCGCCCAGGCGCACAUGGCCCUCACACAGUGGGCCGAGGGCGCCGUGGACGCCGAGGCCAGCGUCGAGGCCCGCCGUGUCGGCAACGCCAAGGCCUGGUGGCGCCGCGGCCGCUGCCUUGUCGAGAUGGGCCGUCUCGAGGAGGCCCGCGACUGGGUCCGCCGCGCGCUCGGCAUGGAGGGCGAGGAGGGCGAGCUCGUCGCCCUGCUGCGCGACAUUGAGGCCCGCAUCGCCAAGAAGGAGGAGAAGGCUUAG